Molecule: messenger RNA, 789 nt
Organism: Cucurbita pepo subsp. pepo (vegetable marrow)
Lineage: Eukaryota; Viridiplantae; Streptophyta; Magnoliopsida; Cucurbitales; Cucurbitaceae
Source: RefSeq, a predicted model, not a curated record
CUCCUAAAUCCCGAAUUGUGAAAUUAGGGUUUCUGGCAUAGUGCAAAAGUAAGAGGUUGAAGAAGCUCCAUUGCACUUCUAUCUUCGCCGUCGUUGCCGCCAUGGGUCGUAUGCACAGCCGUGGGAAGGGUAUUUCUGCCUCAGCGCUGCCUUACAAGAGAACUCUACCAAGUUGGCUGAAGAUUUCUUCACAAGAUGUAGGAGAGAACAUUUGCAAAUUCGCGAAGAAGGGUCUUACACCGUCACAAAUUGGCGUUAUUCUUCGUGAUUCCCAUGGUAUAGCGCAGGUCAAGAGCGUUACAGGAAGCAAGAUUUUGCGUAUUCUCAAGGCUCACGGUCUUGCUCCUGAAAUUCCCGAGGAUUUAUACCACCUUAUUAAGAAGGCAGUGUCAAUUAGGAAGCAUUUGGAAAGGAACAGGAAGGAUAAGGACUCCAAAUUUCGUUUGAUUCUUGUUGAGAGUAGAAUUCACAGGCUUGCUCGUUACUACAAGAAAACAAAGAAGCUUCCUCCCGUCUGGAAAUACGAGUCUACCACAGCCAGCACCCUCGUGGCUUAGAUGGGCCUGUGGGGAUUGGAUUUAUUCUGAAUCAGCGGCUGAUUGCUUCGUGAUUUGAGAUGAAAAGAUUUUGUUUAUUUUAAUUGGGGCCUUUAGGUGUUUACUUCCCUCUCUUUGUAAUGGAAAAACUUGAAAUGUUAUCUAAUGAUUGCCUAGUUCAUGGUUCAUUUCUCCAUGUUAUGUGAAAUUUUAUCCAAUUCAUUUUAUAAUUAUCCGCAUCUAUUUUCGUUCA